This is a messenger RNA of Rhagoletis pomonella (apple maggot), 1764 nucleotides long. Its product is annotated as dual specificity mitogen-activated protein kinase kinase 4-like. Lineage: Eukaryota; Metazoa; Arthropoda; Insecta; Diptera; Tephritidae. The coding region runs from base 983 to 1180 and encodes 65 amino acids. The transcript is spliced from 3 exons. The record is from RefSeq and is a predicted model, not a curated record.
GCCAGAAUAUGUUGCCAGAUGUUUAAAACUAUGUUCCCAUUGGCGUAAUUUAGAGGUCAAUCUUAAUUUACGCAUAAAUUAAGUACAAACCAAGUAAUUUCGAAUUGUAAAGUCUCUCAGUAAAUUAAGUUGAAAGUACGUAGCAUGGUACAAUAAACAGGUAGCAGCAUUAGAGCGAAUACAACAAACACAUGCAUUUUGUUGUUGCUUGAGGUCCAUAAAGUGUCAAACAACAAAUGUCAAAUUUGCCGAGUUUGACAAUUGAAGAAAAAAGCAAAAUGGCCGGCAAGUCAAGAAACGUCAAAUUUGCUGAGUUUGACAAUUGAAGUAACAAGCAAAAUGAUCGGCAGAACCAGAAACUUACGAGCGUUGUGGAGCAGGAACAACAAAUGUGCCCACCAACAUCUUUUGACCGGUGCAUCUGCGGAUCUUACUUCAUCCAUUGCUUUUGCCAACUGCUGUAUGUGGAAAAAUCGAAAAGGAUCACACCUGUACUUGUACCUGCACCACAGACGACGCCAACCACCUUCAAUUUCAUCAACUCAGUCUGGUUCAGCUUCGUCCAAUUUUUUUUUAUCGUUUGCUCCAGUUCCUCUUCACACAAUUUAGUGUAACGUUUCUGCCCGCCGCCAGCACCAGUAGCAGUACCAGCACCAACAAUCAAAGAAAAUAUGUAAACAUUUUGUUUGCCGGUUGGAAUCAUUUAAGGCACAUUUAUUUGGCCAGUAAAGAGUUUACAUCAGAUUAUUUAACUGAUAUAGGUGAAAUUGGUCGGGGUGGUUUUGGCACUGUGAACAAGAUGAUAUUCAAAGUAGGCAAGGCAAUGGCAGUGAAACGCAUACGCUCCACAUUCGAUGAAAAGGAACAGAAGCAAUUACUUAUGGAUUUGGAAGUGGUGAUGAAUUUAAACGCCUGACCCUAUAUAGUGCAAUUCUGUGGAGCGCUAUUCAUAGAAGGCGACUGCUGGAUUUGCAUAGAAUUAAUGGAUACCUCGAUGGACAAAUUUUGUAAAUACAUUUACGAGUGUAAACAGCAGCGCAUACCCGAGUGGAUACUUGCAAAAAUUACGGAGGCGGAGUCAAUUGCGGAGACUAAAGAUGCAGGAUGUCGGCCGUACAUGAUGCCGGAACGCAUAGAUCCAGAGCGCGCUAAGGCUUAUGAUGUGUGGAGUUAUGUGUAGUCGCUGGGCAUAUCGUUGAUGGAAGUUGCUACCCGAGUGUUUCCAUAUCCUAUAUGGGAUUCGGAGUUCGCGCAGUUGUAGUAUUGAAUUUGCAGUUGGUAAUUUUAAGGUGAGCUGCCAAGAUAAUUCAGCAGGCGUGACAAUCCUUGUUAUUUUAAGACAUGCAUAAAUGAUAUAGAUAUCAAUUUAGCUGUAGAUUUUCUAAGAAUUCUCAUGCUCAAGUUCAAACUCGGCUUUUUUCCGUGGUUGCCCAUAUUUGACAUUUCCAUCAAUUAGAGUUAAGAAAUAACCGAGACUGAUCUUUGGCUUGAUCCAUUUCUGAACGCACCCAGAGCUGGGAAAAAGCAAAUAUUACAAAUAUAUUCCAUUUAAAACAUUUUCGAUCUCUUUGUGAAUAUUUUUGUGGCCCUAAAAAGGGCCUUUAGUGUGUACAAGCAUCUUUAAAAAAUCGAUCUCUUUGUAACAUUUUGCGGCUCUAAAAAGAACCUUCAAAAUAUUAAGUGUUUACCUGAAAUUAAAUAAAUUUAUAUGAUUUAUCAAAUUGUAAAUGGUUUCAAAGCAAUUUAGACAUUUAUUCAUCCGAA